AUGGCGGCGACGGGCGGCUCGGACGACGAGGUGCACUUCGACUUCUUCCCGCUCGUCCGCCAGUACAAGAGCGGCCGCGUGGAGCGGUUCUUUAACUUUCCCCCCAUCCCGGCCGGCGUCGACCCCGCCACGGGCGUCGUCUCCAAGGACGUCGUCAUCGACCCGGCCAACGGCCUCUGGGCGCGCGUCUUCCUGCCGCCCGGCGCCGCCGGCAAGCUCCCCGUCGUCGUCUACUUCCACGGCGGCGCCUACGUCAUCGGCUCGGCGUCCGACCCCAUGACGCACAACUACCUCAACGGCCUCGUCGCCGCGGCCAACGUCCUCGCGGUGGCGCUCGAGUACCGCCUCGCGCCGGAGCACCCGCUCCCCGCGGCCUACGACGACUCCUGGGAGGGGCUCAAGUGGGUGGCGUCCCACGCCACGGCUGGCGCGGGCGCGGCAGACGGCGCAGAGCCGUUGCUGGUCGACCACGGCGACUUCUCCCGCGUGUUCCUGGCGGGCGGCAGCGCCGGGGGCACCAUCGCGCACGUCAUGGCCGUGCGCGCCGGCGAGCAGGGUGCCCUCCCAGGCGGGGUCGGCAUCAAGGGGACUAUCGUGGUGCACCCCUACUUCAGCGGCGCGGCGGAGAUCGGCAAGGAGGCUACCACGGGGAAGGCGGAGAAGGCCAAGGCCGACGCCUUCUGGCGGUUCCUCUACCCGGGCUCGCCGGGGCUCGACGACCCGCUGUCCAACCCGUUCUCCGAGGCGGCCGGCGGCAGCGCGGCGCGCAUCGCCGGCGACCGCGUGCUCGUCUGCGUCGCCGAGAAGGACGGCCUCCGGGACAGGGGCGUCUGGUACUACGAGAGCCUCAAGGCGAGCGGCUACGGCGGCGAGGUGGAGCUGCUCGAGUCCAUGGACGAGGACCACGUCUUCUACUGCAUGAAGCCGCGGUCCGAGAAAGCGAUCGAGUUGCAGGAGCGCAUCCUCAGCUUCCUCCGCAAGUGA
Molecule: messenger RNA, 984 nt
Organism: Triticum turgidum subsp. durum (durum wheat)
Lineage: Eukaryota; Viridiplantae; Streptophyta; Magnoliopsida; Poales; Poaceae
Source: the annotation of a GenBank genome assembly